AUGAAGGCCGCUACCGUCAUCUCUGCCCUUGCCAUCGCCACCGGCGCCGCUGCUGCCGGCGUCCAGUGCGGCGAGAACUACGCUCCCGUCAGCAACAUCAAGAACUGCAUCAACUUCCUCAAGGACAAGGGCACCGCUCAGUGCAAGGUUGGCGGCAGCUACGGCGGCUUCUGCAAGGAUGGAGAUGCUGUGAUCCUUGGCCACGGUACCACCGAGACUAACUGCCAAAACAUUGCUGCCGCUGCCGAGGCCGUUCUCGGACAGUGCACUAGCGGUAGCACCGCUGGAGGACGUUCUACCAUCGGUGGUAACGACAACAUCUACAUCACCGUCAAGCACGCCUAG
Molecule: messenger RNA, 345 nt
Organism: Aspergillus puulaauensis
Lineage: Eukaryota; Fungi; Ascomycota; Eurotiomycetes; Eurotiales; Aspergillaceae
Exons: 3
Coding region: 1-345 (114 amino acids)
Source: RefSeq, a predicted model, not a curated record